This is a messenger RNA of Pseudophryne corroboree (corroboree frog), 1548 nucleotides long. Its product is annotated as zinc finger protein OZF-like. The record is from RefSeq and is a predicted model, not a curated record. The transcript is spliced from 4 exons. Lineage: Eukaryota; Metazoa; Chordata; Amphibia; Anura; Myobatrachidae. The annotation marks the transcript as partial.
AUGAGGAUACCAUCUUCCCCAGAAGGCGAAUGCACUGAUAAACUGAUAUCUGGGGAGGUUUCAAGACAUCCCGGACCAUUAAUAGGAUCACCAACGCUUUCUCCACUGGUAGAAACACCCUCUGCACUUCCGUGUCGAAUUUCAUCCCCAAGAAGGGCAGUCUCCUUGUCCGUUCCAAAUGUGACUUUGGAAGCUCUGACAGUAGAUACAGUGUUUCAGUGUUCUGUAAAUGCCAAAUGUUUUACACAGAACACAAAGCCUAUUAACCCACACACAGGUAAGGCAAGUGAAUGGCCACUGAUAUGUUCUGAGUGUGGGAAAUUUUUUACACAGAAAUCAGAUCUUAUUACACAUCAGCGAACUCACAUAGGUGAGAAGCCAUUUCCAUGUUCUGAGUGUGGGAAAUGUUUUGCACACAAAUCAUAUCUUGUUAUACACUACAGAAGUCACACAGGUGAGAAGCCUUUUCCAUGUUCUGAGUGUGGGAAAUGUUUUACACAAAAAUCACAACUUGUUACACAUCAGCGAAGUCGCACAGGUGAGCAGGCAUUUCCAUGUUCUGAGUGUAGGAAAUGUUUUGCACACAAAUCACAUCUUGUUAUACAUCAGAGAAGUCACACAGGUGAGAAGCCAUUUCCAUGUUCUGAGUGUGGAAAAUGUUUUACACAAAAAACACAUCUUGUUAUACAUCAGAGAAGUCACACAUCUGAGAAGCCAUUUCCAUGUUCUGAGUGUGGGAAAUGUUUUGCACACAAAUCAGCUCUUGUUAGACAUAACAUAAGUCACACAGGUGAGAAGCAAUUUCCAUGUACUGAGUGUGGGAAAUGUUUUGCACACAAAUCACAUCUUGUUAUACAUUACAGAAGUCACACAGGUGAGAAGCCAUUUUCUUGCUCUGAGUGUGGGAAAUGUUUUGCACACAAAUCAUCCAUUAAGGACCAUGUACGAAGUCACACUGGUGAGAAGCCAUUUCCAUGUUCUGAGUGUGGGAAAUGUUUUUCAGACAAAUCAAAUCUUACUAAACAUGAAAGAAGUCACACAGGUGAGAAGACAUUUUCAUGCUCCGAGUGUGGGAAAUAUUUUACACGGAAAUCACAUCUUGUUACACAUCAGCAAAGUCACACAGGUGAGAAGCCAUUUCUAUGCUCUGAGUGUGGGAAAUGUUUUACACAGAAAUCAGAUCUUGUUAAACAUCAGAGAAGUCACACAGGUGAGAAGCCAUUUCCAUGUUCUGAGUGUGGGAAAUGUUUUACACAGAAAUCAGUUCUUGUUACACAUCAGAGAAGCCACACAGAUGAGAAGCCAAUUUUAUGUUCUGAGUGUGGGAAAUGUUUUGCACGGAAAUCAGUUCUUGUUAUACAUCAGCGAAGUCACACAGGUGAGAAGCCAUUUCCAUGUUCUGAGUGUGGGAAAUGUUUUGCACGGAAAUCAGUUUUUGUUAUACAUCAGCGAAGUCACACAGGUGAGAAGCCAUUUCCAUGUUCUGAGUGUGGUAAAUGUUUUGCACAGAAAUCACAUCUUGUUAAACAUCAGCGAAGUCACACAGGU